Messenger RNA from Lucilia cuprina (Australian sheep blowfly), 4427 nucleotides. RefSeq lists its product as uncharacterized. The record is from RefSeq and is a predicted model, not a curated record. NCBI's taxonomy places the organism in Eukaryota, Metazoa, Arthropoda, Insecta, Diptera, Calliphoridae. The transcript has 2 exons. The coding region runs from base 243 to 1358 and encodes 371 amino acids.
GUGAGUGGUGGUUGAGAAAUAAGCGGAACAGGAAAACAACAAAAUUAAAUAGAAGUGAAAUAAAGUAAAAGUAACGGUAAAUUAAAUAAACACAAACAAAUUGCAGACAUUAAAGAGAGAGUGAGUGUAAAUAGAGCAAUUCAAAACAAUGAUACCGGUAUAAAUGCAAUAAAAUGCAUAAAUAAAUAUUGAAACUAGAAAAAGAAAUAAAUAGACAAUAUAUACACAAAUUAAAGAUAACAAUGAGUACAACUCAUGUAUAUUUUGCCGAUAUGCCAGUGGCAGCGGUUGUUCGAGAAGGCCAUACUCCCCUGGAUACCUUAAAUGAUGACGCAAUACAUCACAGCCGCAGUAUUUCACCCAAUUGCAGUGGCAAUUCGCCAAUACCUCGUUAUGAACGCAAUAUGGGCUUCUUUCGUCAACUGAGUCGACGUUUUGGUUUGAGGUCAAAUGAUGACCUAGUUUAUACGGCCAGCAAUGAGGAGGACAAUCAAAGUUCAUCGACCGAUUCGUGUUCAUCGCAUACACCACCUUCAUCGGCAGUAGCAUCAACAUUGUCAUCGACAGGCGAUAACAAUAAAAAAGAUACUAAUCUAUUGCUUAACUCUUCUUCUCAUUCGGCCUGUGCAGCCAAUGAGUAUGUAUCGUGUGCCUCGAGUGAAACUAGUAGUACAGUUGAUAUUGAUGAACAACUGCAGCAAUUGCAGUUGCAACAACAACGACAACAGCAAAAAGUUAAUAGUUCAGUUAUUGCGAGCAAUGAUGGGGAGACUGGUGACAAUAAUGCAGAUGAAAAUGUUGUAGAUGAUAAUAAUGAAAAUUCUGAUGAAGCUUUGAAACAGCCUAAUGCUUACAAUAAAGAGCGUAAAUCAUUUGCACGUUCUAGUUUUUCGCGCCUUCAUCGACGUUCCACCACCUCUUUAAGGCGAGCCUUUGAGGCAUUCUCUCUAUCAUCACGUUCCCUUUCCUGCAGUGGUGUUACACCCCCACCCACUUUACCCACGUCAUCGUCUACGGCAUCCACCAACAAUGGCACACCCAUUAAAUCUGCUUUGAAAUCUUCCUCUAACCUAGAACUCAAUAAGAAAUCACAAACAUCUUCCUUAGCAGUGACAACAUCAUGUCUUAAGAAAACUUCUUCGUGUUCAGCUUCAUCCUGUUCAGCCUCGAUAGCGGGUAAAGCAUCAUCCUCAUCAUCAUCAUUGUCGUCGUCGUCUUCUUUAAAAACCAAAACAAAACCACCGCCACAACGUAUACUACGUCAGCCAGUCUCAUAUACAUAUCUAAAGGGCAUUUCGGGUCUACCAACCCAGAGGGUACCACGUAAUUCGGUAUGUUGUCAGUAUGCCAGACGUUAAAUUUGUUAGAUAAAAUUUUUAAAUAUAUAGUAGCAGCAGCUAUAAUUUCAAGGAUGGGACUGACAGUAAAACAGCAGUUAUAGUGCAAUAUACAUACAUACAUACACACAUACAUACUUAAGUAAUUGAAAGUUUAAAGUUCAUACAUACAUGCAUACAUAUUUAUACUUACAAUAGAUACACAUAUGAUAUCAUACUCUUAUAUCGUACAUAACACUGUAUUUAAUAAUACACAUACAUAUGCAAUUGUAGAUAGAAACAUUAAAGAAAAAAAAUAUUUAAUUUUUCUUUUUUUUUCUUUUUUUGUUGCCAUAACAUUUUAGUUUGUAUGUGAUUAGAAAUUUGUUCUCAUUUAUUUUAUUAAAUAAAUGUGCGUGUGUCUAUAAAACAGGACACUAUAUAGUUUUAAUAUAUAAUUUCUUUGCAGUCUUAUUUAGAUGAUUCACAAUCAUUAAUCGCAAAUGUGUUUCAUACAAGUAAAACUAAAAAUAAAACAUCAUUUUUUUUAGAAACCGAAAAUAAAUAGUCCACUUAGUUAUGAUGAAUUGUUUAUUAGCUGUUAUUAAGCGAUUUUAAAUUAAUUCUUCUAUGGUGAUCAUUUCAUUCUAUUUACUUUCUAUUUUUGUUCUCGAAUAUUCCGAGAACCUUUCAUUUAUAAUAAAAUGCAUCCUUUAAAGAAAUUUUAUGAUAUCAUUCCUUUGAGGGAAAAAUAUGUAAUUGAAAUUAAAAAAUAACCAUAAUUUUAAUUUGAAUUUGAACUUUUGGAUUUUAACUGCCGGCAACUAAUGCCCUGUUUAAUUUAAAUAAUUUAUAUCUUAAAACAGAAAAUAAAUGGUAUGUGGACAAGUUUGUUUUCGGUUUCUGUGCCAGAAAAGAAAAAACUCAUUAAUUUACUCAUUUAUUAAACUGUGAUAUUGAAAACAUUACAAAAUUAUAAAAAAAUCCUAAUUUUGUUCAUCUUAUUCCAUUUUUAAACUCAACACCAUUUCCAAAUGUAUUCAAAAAUCAUCCUCAAAUACCACUGGGUAAAUUCUAGAAAAUUUCUAUUUUAAUUAUUUUAAAGAUCAAGAUUAUUAACAGUUACAAAUUCUCAAUUUCUUAGUUGAGAAAGCCAUGUCCGUAUAUGUUAAUAUGGUAGGCUAGAAGUUAGUGUUCCAGUCUAUCAGGCCAGAAGUAGAGGGUUCAAUUUCCUGACACUGAUGAGGAAGUGCACGAUAGGCCCAAUAGAGACAUAGAUGUAUUUUUUCUAAUUUGACGUAACAUACGUUCUAUAUUUAAAACAAAGUCAAAGCCCUAUAUAUAGACAUCAUUAGACUAAUAUUAAUAUCAUGAUGAUUUUAGGAAUAGGGGUCUCAAGAAGUCAGUGUUCCAGUCUAUCAGGUCAGAAGUAGAGGGUUUGAUUUCCUGAUACUGAUGAGGAAGUGCACGAUAGGCCCAAUAGAGACAUAGAUGUAUUUGUUCUGAUUUGGCGUAGCAUACGUUCUCUAUUCAAAACAAAGUCAAAGCCCUAUAUAUAGACAUCAUUAGACUUAUAUUAAUAUCAUAAUGAUUUUAGAAAUAGGGGUCUCAAUGAGGGAUUGGGAUAAUUAAAAAUCAAAUACUUACAAAUUUUAAUAAACAAUUGUGGAUCGAUUUAAUUUUUAAUUAAAGACCGAUCAUUUUACAAUUUGAUAGAACUGAGAACCGAUUCUCAUAAAACUUAGUAGAGUGUUUUUGGUUUAUAUAAAACUUGUUUAUAUUAAAUUUUAUUGCUAAAGGCCGUUAAAUUAAAUUCCCGAAGAAGACCUUAUAUGGAGGGUAGGGUCUAUCAUGUCAAUAAAAAGUAUUUUAAGCUCUUUUCAUUCGGACUCUAUCAAUAGACGGAGAUGGCUAGAUCAUCUUAUAAUCUAAUGGGUCUAUAUUUAGUGAUCUCUAUUAAAAGAAUAACAAAAUAUUUUUUGAAGGUUUUUCCAAUUUUUUUCAAAAAAAAAAAAAUUACAUUGAAAAGUAAUGAGUUUAAAACAGCGGAGCUCAAUAUUGCCAUUACAUAGCACGCGUGAUAGGGUAAGAAAAUUCUGCUGACGCUAAGUUGAUACACAUACACUAUGGGUUUAAUUCUUCUUCUUUUUAUAAUGAGCAAUAUUAAUUGGUUUGCUCUCAACAUGAAAAACAAAAUCAAAUCAGUUGCUGAUCAGCACUUGUCGAAGCAAGGUCUAUGCGCGACGUUUUUAAAAUACACACAGAAAUACAAGAACAAAAUUUUGAGAAAACCGAAUUAAUGUUGGAGAACUGUUGAUAGUUUUUUUAUAUAUAAACUUUGAUAUACUCUGGCUGUCAAAAUCCAUAAUAAAUAUUUGAGCAUUUCUGGUUUAAAAGCUAAACAAUCCGACUCCCCUACUUAUUCAUUAUUAUUUUAACAAAUUUCUUUAACACGUUAAUGACAUUGAAAGCAAGAAAUCAUUUUAACAUGGUAACGACAUUGGAAGGAAGUACUUACCACGGUCGCUUACAAAUUGAUAGUUAAAUAAGUACUUUAUAAUAGGGAGUUUAAAAUAUCUCUUAUUAAAAAUGUGAAAAUAAAACUUCAAAAUUCAAAACUAGAUACUACUUACGUAACUGAUAAUAUCUAAGUCAUUACAAGAGUACCUAAAAGUAAUGAAUUGAAAAGUAAGUGCCUAGUCAUUAGCGUGUUUUUGCUAAAAUGUUAUAACAUUAACACGAUUCCUGGACAUACAAUUUAGAAAAUAGCUAAAAAUUUAAAUAGAAAUUGUGAAUUUACAUUUAGAAAUUGACGGGAUUUCAAUAGCAAUUUCUGUUCUAAGAUUAAAAGGGCUUUGAAAUGUCAUUAAAAAAUUAUAGACAAAUUUUGAAAUAUAAUUUGAAAUACUUUCUAAAUUACAUACAAUUGGAAAUGUUAAAAAUCGUUAAAAAACUCCAUUACUUCAUCACUCUCAACAUCAUCUAGUUUAAUAACAUGAAGUUUAAAUUUUUAAAAUAAUAAUUUUAAUAACAAAUUAAAAUUUUGCACAUAAAUUUUUUUCUUAUAAAAAAAGCUUAAAUUUAUUACUUUUUAUAUUAAAACGAAAUUAU